Molecule: messenger RNA, 6235 nt
Organism: Anopheles gambiae (African malaria mosquito)
Lineage: Eukaryota; Metazoa; Arthropoda; Insecta; Diptera; Culicidae
Product: zwei Ig domain protein zig-8
Exons: 10
Coding region: 1704-2648 (314 amino acids)
Biological process (GO): synapse organization
Cellular component (GO): neuron projection membrane
Source: RefSeq, a predicted model, not a curated record
AGUGCUUGCAAAAUUUAGCAGUGUUAAAAAAAGUUUAGAAAACCUAAAACAAGGAUCCACAAAAAAACACACACACACCCGUCCCAGCAGUCCCAACGACCCUUCGUUGUGGCGGUGGAAACGACGGGGCUAAUAAAAUCGUGUUUUUCAUUCUCCCGCCGGUAGAAAACGGUGCGCGCGUGUGUUUGGAUAAUUUAAGUGCACCGGCCCCGGCCGCAAAACAGUGACAGUGAAAAAGUUCUUGUUGGGCCAGGGCGCGGCAACAAGCGUUCGCUAGCAACAUACCGCAACAUACAGCAUUGCUCCAUUCUUCCCAUUCUUUGAUUGGUGUACGUUGUGCGUCAUAUUGCAAACUUAUAUAUUAGCACACAGCUCUACCAAGCGGAUACAUCAACGUAUAUGCAUAUUAUCCCCCCGGUUUUUGCCAGUUAGUGUUGGCAAAGCAAAAAUAGAAACAAACAAGCAACGGCAAAUAAAACCCCAAACAAAAAAGGUUUUCCCUGUUUAUAAGUACAUAUAGCCAGCAGCAGCGUACAUAUAUAUACAUACAUAGUAGCUUCUACUAAUCCAAGUACUAUAAAUAUUAUUGUAUAGAGUUCGUAGUGCAGCAAACGCAACGGUCCUAUAUCUAGCCAAAAAAGGAAUAUUCGUUAAAGCGCUUCAAGAAAACACGUUGAGUAGCUUGUUGUCGACUACUUGUUGAAGCUUCGGCCCCCGGGGUGUGAGCAACCAAUUUUUUGACUGCUGCUUGUUUGAUGUGUGGGCAGCUAGACACACACACACAUACACAUAUUCGAAGAAGCAUCUAGAUCUUAUCCAUCCAGCGAGGCAAGGUGAAGCAAAAAUCAAAGCACCUACGCAAUAUUUUGUUAGACUAAACGGACGGAUUUGGGUAGAUUCGCUCGAACGAGAGAGAGAGAGAGAGAGAGAGAGAGAGAGAAAGACCCUGCAAGACUAAUAAGUGUUAAUACCCUCGCAGGCACGUGUGUCAGAAUAGGGGGACAGCAAACAGGGAAGCGGUGAAAAUUAAAUCCUUCUUCAAUGAAAACGCUUUCCAGUUCAGAAUAGCCCUACGAGUGAACGUGUUACGCACAAGAAAUUGGUUUCUUGUAAGCUUGUAAAAAAGCAAACCCCACCCAGCAUAGAAAACAAAAAACAACGCCCAAGUAAGCUCCGGAUCAAGGGACGAGUCCCCCCCACACACACACACACACCCUUCCCCGGGACAGUUCUGAGCCGUCGCGCGUUGCUUGGGCGUGGUUGGUUGGAAAAAGUUUACAAAAAUUGUGUGGACGAGAUCAUCGAAUUUUGGGUGUUAGCAAAAAAAAGGAGCCUGCAAACACACUGCAGCAUUUGGGUAAGAAGAGGAAGGAAGAAAGGCUGUAAAGUGUUGAAACAGAAAGAGAGGGAGAGAAGUUUAAUAUAGAAAAGAAAAAACAUUAACAACAAGUUCAAACGAUGUAAAAAAACUGACUGUUAGUACGAACCGGAACGAAACGCGUACUGAAUGUUCCAGUAACUCUGCAGCAGCAAAAACAAGUGAAUUUCCAAGAAGCAGAAUCACUAAAGCAAAAGGUAGAAAGUGAAGCAACAAGACACACAUACACACACAAACACAACCAACAACAACCAAACAAGGUUCAGUCUUCUAUGAAUUGUGACACGCCGGUACAGCGCACCGUAGCACGAAGGCCGCACGGAAGAUGUCCACUCUGAAGGAACGCAACAAAAUGUGCCAUUCUAAUUUAAUAUUCAUUGUGCUCUUCAUUUGUACUGAUUAUGUAACGGGCGAUAUCAGUACAUCCUUAGCCUUAAGUAAGUUGAACUCUGGUGCAACAUUUUUCGCUGGACCAUACCUAGACGGGAGCGGCGUUAGCAAUGUAACUACACAAAUCGGAACACAUGCAUAUCUGCCGUGCAAGGUGAAACAGCUAGGGAACAAAUCUGUUUCGUGGGUACGAGUGAGAGAUGAUCACAUUCUCACAGUGGACAGGAUGACAUUUAUAGCCGACGAGCGCUUUCAAUCAUUCUACGUGGAGAGCAGCGGCGUAUGGACGCUGCAGAUCAAAUACGUGCAGGCCCGUGACGCUGGCAUUUACGAGUGUCAGGUGUCGACGGAACCGAAAAUCAGCGCCCGAGUACAUCUGCAUGUCGUUGUGCCAAGAACCGAGCUUAUAGGUGACUCCGAUCGCUACGUCAAGGCCGGCAGUGCCGUCAUCCUGCGAUGUGUGGUCCGGGGCGCCCUCGAGCCACCCUCCUACAUCAUCUGGUACCACGGUACGCAGCAGAUCUUCACCGAGAGCCGGCGCGGCUGGAAGACGCAGCUGGACCGCGGUGCACCCGAUCUCGAUGGGGACAUCCACAGUACGAUUGGCUCGCUGAUAAUAGAAUCGACGAGAAAGAAGGACUCCGGAAAUUACUCCUGCAGCCCAUCCAACAGUCCACCGAUCACUGUCUCACUGCACGUUAUCAACGGAGAAUCGUCUGCAUCCGCUGUCACGUCAUCGGCAAGAUCGCUGUUUGAUGACAGCAUAUCGAUGUUCAAGCAGCGCAAUCUACAGAUUCUACUCCGGCAUAGGUCAUUUGUUAUGCUACUUGUAUUGGUUAUCUAUGCUCAGCUAAGCUGUCAUGUGAACUAUAGUCUUUAAGCAUAAAGUUAGACGUAUUAAGGCAGAUUUAGAGCAGCAGCAGCAGCAACAAGCAACAAAGGGGGGGAGAAACGGGAGGGAAGAAAUGGGAAACGCAAGCGUUCGCAAGAGAUAAACAAAAAAAGGGGGGGCAAGCAAAAAGCCCACUUAUCCACAGGCAAAAAAAGAGGGAAAAGAAAAACAAACAAAAAUCAAAGCAAAUGAGAGAGAAAGAGAGAGAAAAAAGUACACAAGACGCGACGCAAACGUAAUGAUAAGUUAUAAUACAACCAAAACAAAACAAAAACUAAGAAAAAAAAAUACCGAACAAGUAAAAGGUAAUUCGAAAAUCAUCCACGUCCAUUCUCUAUCGCUAAAUACACACACUUAAAGUGGUAAGGUAAGAAGACCGGCAGACUACCGGCCCCCAUCCCGGUUGCUGCUAAACCGAACGGGGUCGAGAGGUAAAAAUUUUGCUCACAUAUAAAGAACAAAAAACAAACGGUGAAACUCGAAUCUCGAAUCAUUACACACAAGACACAACAAAGACACAGGAGAAUAAGGAGAAGAAAAAAAAUACAACGGUUAAAUGAAGCUCAUUCUCGACUGAUAAGAAGGCGGCUGCAAGAAAAAAAAGAGGGAUGAGAAAAAAGAGCCAAGUGAAAAUGUUUCAGUAGAGUUUUGUUAGGGAAUGGUUUGGAAUGCCAGGAAUGACGGAAGGAGCACACAUAACAAAAACAAACAACAAACACAAGCACACACACACAUACGCAGGGAAAGCUCUAAAGACGGAUGGGCUAAUCGUGACGAAACAGGAACGUGUUUUUCCCGCCAAGCGAACAAGUGGCAAAGUUCAAACGAGUGGAAAGCUGCUGCUGGUCAAACGCUGAAGCAAGGGCAGACCACAGGGACUGACACGCAGUACGCACGUUGUAAGCAGGUGGCAGCGCACCUGCAGAUUGUUUGUUGAUUUUGUUUCGUAUUUUUUUGUUUCUUUGCGGUUGUGGUAGCGCGUAAGAUGCUUCAAGUUAGCCUCUAGCUCCCUCUCUUCGUUUCUCUUUCUCGCAUCACAAAACGGUUUCCAUGUGGGUUGGAAUUGGCCUGUUUUUUUGUUGUUGUUGGUGUGGCCUAUGUGGUCACUGGAGUUCAAGACAGACCAUCCAGCGCUGCUCGUCGAUUUUGGGUUAUUUAUGCUGUUUUUCGUCCUCAACCGUGUGUUACAAACGGUAGCAAAGAAAAACACACCCACAAAAACAUUCCUAUAAGCAUUUCAUGCGUGUGGGUGUGAGUUUUUUGACGAGAACACACUCACUUCGAACGGACAGCCCACAGCAGCAUCCAGCUCCAAUUUGGUUAAGCAAGUCCCCCGAAAACUUUACUCCAUCAAUGUCAAUGUUUUUCUGCUCUGCAAGGAAGAUGAAAUUUUCCUACUACUUGUGUUUUUUUUUUUUUGGUUUUGGGUCACCGACGGCCCCUCCUUGUGUGCUUUGUUCGGUUCAGUUUUUUGCUCCCAAGGAAGUUUUAUGCUCUAGUUUUGGGCCUUGGCGCAAACAGAGUGUGUCACUGUGUGGGUGAGAGCGUACGCUAUUCGAUCAUGUCGUUAGCGUCGGCUGCUUCAUGAUGAAGCAGGUGAUGAUGAUGAUGAGGGAGAGCAUAUUUUCGUUUCACCAGUGGGCACGGCACGGUUUGAAAAUAUGAUGUAGUCGUGUUUUGUUGUUAUCGGACCCACUCGACGAGUCACAGAGCGUGGAAACAACUUUUCUACUAUCUGGAACACGUGCGCAGAACGAGAAAAAACGUGGCGUCUUUGUUGAAGAGCGUUGUAGAAAGAAGAAAGAGGAAGAUAUUGCCUGUGAAAAAUAUACACAAACAAACAAACACAAGACUUCACACAAAUAUCGCUCACCCAACGAAAAGUGUGAAAUAACAGGAGACAGGAAAACAGGUAUAUACAGCAUACAAAAAGAUAAAAACACACACACACACACUCACAUACGGUAAAAACAGAAAAUCAUCGUUAGCAAAACAGUCCUACUGAUACGUUAAUAUAAAUAAUCAUUUUAUUGAACCCAACAGAACAAGAAGGAGCGUGGGGAACAGAAGAGCGAAAAAAAAAACAAAGCGAAGAACUGAACAAAUUGAACAAAGCAUCUACUAAAACACACACACUCGAACUAACCAGAAUAUCCAAGAGCGUAACGCAAAGUGGUGUAAGUUAAUUGACAAACGAAAGCGAACAAAUCGUGCUGUCACAAAUUCACAGUCACAUGUUAUACUCUACUACGAGCGAUAGUAAGAAACUGAGACGGAGGGAGACGGAAGGAGACGCCAAGUAAUAACUAUUAAAAUAAACGAUAAACAGACAGAGGCAAACCAAACAAUGGGAAGAGCGAAGAAGAACGCAAACAGUAAACAAAACAUACCAGAAAAGCAAAAAAUUAACCACCCCCUCCCUAAUACCACAACCGGUGCGUGGAAGAGGAAGCAGAAUACGAAACGGAAACAGUUCUGUUUCGCUGUCAUGUAAAAUGUUAUAACUUACUUAUACUACUACAACAAGUUGCCAGUGCAAUGUAUGUGUGUAUGUGCAGGAGGGAGUGUGGACAGGGGUGGGGCAGUAAGAUUGCAAACACACAACAUGUAACAGUGACACAGCCACAUCAAACAGACGUACAAAAGAAGCUACAACUACUACACAACGCCAUCCCAUUAAAACGAAACAAAAAAAAACGAACACACAAUACAAACACACACGCGCAUACACGUAUGUAACACAGUCCAUGCGGCCACGCAGCAGAGUAAAUCAGUAUUUGAGGAUCAGGAUCAGCGAAACAAAGCGUUCAAUUUUAAAUCCGGAAUGGUACACGGCACAAGGAAAACGGUAAACGAUCCUUCAAAUGCAUGCAAAGUGAGUGAUUGUAAGGCAAGCAAAGAGGAUCACUUACUACCCCCGGAAAGGAGCAUCAUUUGAGCAUCUUCACCAUCAUCAACUUCAUCGCAGUCGUGGCCAACGCUCAACACUGGACUGUCCGGAAAUGCAGAAGGUAAGCAUGCAUCGCCUAAACAAACGAAGCCAACCGAAUGGCGUCCAAAACAAACAAACAAAAAUCGAAAAAGAGAGGAAGAAAAAGAAAGAAAGAGAAAGAGUAAAAGGAACGAACAACGGUUGCCAUAAAGGAUGCAGAUUAAUGUUUCAGCAAGUAUGUAAAGCAAAGGUAAACGUAUCAAAUAAAAAGGCAAAAAACGGGAAAAAAACAAAACACAACAUAAACAAAGAAACACAAACAAAAAAAAACACAAACACACAUACCAAACGAAAAUAAAAAGGAAACACAAACCAUAGAAGGAAAAAGAAACACAAAACAAUUAAACACAAAACCACAACUCAUCGACACGCAAAACACGGAGAGGAUAAAAACCAAACAGAAGAAGAAAAAAAGCGAAAGAAGAGAAGAGAGAAAAAAACAAGAAAACACAUGGAAAAAAGUGGAAAAGAAAAUAUUGUAGUUAUAUAUUAGUUAGGUAAUUCAUGAAAAAUUAUAUUGUACAUAUUUUUAUAUUUUAAUCCUCAGUUGAAUAAAAAACCAAACAUAUUUUUUUUAAUGAAA